AUGCGUAGUAAGAGACCUUGGAGGCAUCAUAACAUCCUAGUUUCAACCGAUCCAGCAGAUAAACAUAUACCUUCAAGACGCUCAUUGAAAAUGUCAGAUUCCCUUCCCGCCGCAUCCCAUGAUCCGGACUCCAUCGAGCGAUCUCAUCCCGCCCACGCCGAAGACCGAAAAGCAGCCGCCGCGCUUUCCUCCCUGCACGCUAAUGAGAUCGGCACGGAAUCAAGCAAUAAGUCUUCGCCUGCCGAUCAGGAGGCUUUGGGAAAAGCGAUGAGUAGGUUGGAUAUUGCCCCGGUUACGGAUGCAGCGGCCAGGAAGGUAGAUACCAAGAAGACACAGGCAGUGACGAAGAAGGCUGUGAAGGUUUCGGCGGAGGAUGUGAAUUUAUUAGUGCAAGAGUUGGACUUGAGUAAGAGCAAGGCAACGGAGUUGCUGAAGGCGCAUGAUGGUGAUAUGAGGAAAGCGAUCCGGGCCUUCAUUAGCCCCAUGGGAGCAUGA
Molecule: messenger RNA, 495 nt
Organism: Aspergillus fumigatus Af293
Lineage: Eukaryota; Fungi; Ascomycota; Eurotiomycetes; Eurotiales; Aspergillaceae
Product: huntingtin-interacting protein K
Biological process (GO): protein stabilization; negative regulation of apoptotic process
Source: RefSeq, a predicted model, not a curated record